Rotaria socialis is the source of this 1602-nucleotide messenger RNA. The record is from the annotation of a GenBank genome assembly. NCBI's taxonomy places the organism in Eukaryota, Metazoa, Rotifera, Eurotatoria, Philodinida, Philodinidae.
AUGUCGAUUGCUUCUAUUGAAAAUUUAUCGAACGAGGUUUUCUAUGAAAUAUUCGCUUAUUUUGAUGGCUUGGAAUUCUAUGAAGCAUUUUCAAAUCUUAAUCAUCGAUUUCAACAACUUCUUAAUUCAUCAAUUCUUCAAUUUAAAAUCGUUAUUGGCUCAUUAUCGGAUGAAACAUACAUGAAUGAAUAUGAACAACUGGCACGCGUUAAUCGACAACAAAUUGCUUCGUUAUGUGUAUCAUUAUCAUCAAUAGAGAUGGAUUUCUUUUCGUUAUAUCCAAUUGAUUUAUUUGUCAAUCUUGAAUCACUCAUUCUAAAUGGCAUUCCAUCACAAAUACUAUUUUCAAUUCUUACUGAUUUAACCUAUUUAUCUCGUCUUCGUUCAUUAAACAUUACUACAGAAUGGGAAUCAUGGGAUUUAACUGAAAUUUAUCGAUUAGUUUUUACUUCACGAAACUUGACAUAUUUUGCAUGUUCAUCAGAAACAAACAUGGUAUCUCUUCAAUUACCAGUUGCUACUAAUGAACAAUUAACAACUAUAGCACGCCUUAUUAUUGAUCAUUCUUGUAAUUUUAAUGAUCUUUCUCUAAUCGUUUCUUAUACACCUCAACUUCGAUAUCUUCAUGUGUCGUUGCUUGAUGAUGAGAAUUAUUCAAGUCCAAGAAUAUUACCCAUUGGUUUAUUCAAUUUAACGCACUUUUCAAUCGAAUCGUGUGAAAUAAAAUUUGAUGAAUUUAAACUUUUUAUUAGAGAAAGUGAAUGUAAUUUAAAAUUUUUGCGUAUUAAUAUUAAAUCUCAUGAUAGAAACUAUCUUGAUGCUGAUCAAUGGGAAAAUUUAAUCUCAGAAUGUUUACCACAAUUAGAAAUAUUUCAGUUUAAAUGUUCUCGAGCCGUUAAUCGUAAAUCUGUUUUUUUAAAAUGUUAUAAACCUCCGCAUCCAUGUACUUCAUUAUUUUGGAUUGAGCACCGAUGGACAUGGGAAGUUGAAAUGGAUUCAUUUGGUGUUGUCUAUUGGAUUCGUUUAUAUAAGGAUAGAUGGUACGAUGGAAAUUCUUCUAUUGAACUUUCAAAAUCGACUCUACUUACAAUAACGAGUAUUCCUAGUUAUGCAUUAAACUUACAUAUUCGUGAUAUUUUAAUAGUAACACCAAUUUAUAAUUUGGAAAUUUUAGAUACUAUGUGUUCAAUUACAUUAACUGAAAUUAUAAAUUAUUUACCUGCACUUGAUUCAUUGAAAAUUUCUUCGUUAACAUCAUUCCAAUCAAAAUUUUCAUCGUGCACAUUAAGUAGCAGUAAAAUUACAAAAGUUUAUUUCCAAUAUGUAGAAACAAUGGAAGAAAUUGUUUUUAUUUUUAAACUUUGUCCUUGUUUAACAUAUCUCAAAGUAGAUAUAAUGAAUGAGAUCGAUUAUAAAUCAUUUCUCAAAGAUAUUUUGCCAAAUAUUCAUAAAAAGUGCAAUCAAUAUCUUCGUUCAAUUUGUCUUCAUCUUCGAACAAUAAUCGACAAUGAACUGUUUAAUAAAAUAUACGAUCAUCAGAAACUACGUCACGAUUAUACAAUUGAACGAGAUCGUGGUAAUAUCUAUUUACAUCGGAAAUGA